CUUGAUCAUAUCAACAUCAUUCCUCUUUCUACACUGACUGAUCACUCUUUCUAUCCCUCUCACUCACUUCAUCAUCCCGUCAUCUAUCACCCUCGGUCAAAGUACAAGAACCUCGAAUGAGUGAAACAGCUUUCAGUUUGAGCUAGGUAGAAUCAUGUCCAACGAUCACACACCACCCAAUGAUAUCAAGAAAAACCUCUCAUCUAUAUUCUCGAGAAGUGAAGCUGGACCUAGUGAAUACACUCGAUUACUCGCUCCAGAACCAGCGAACAAUGGAAAAGCAAGAUAUUCUUCCGGUUCUUCAAAUGAGAUAGAUCAAGGAAAUGGACCUUCAGCUCGUUCUACUCCUGAUAGUCAACGAAUUGGACAGAUAGGUGAUGAUGAAAGAGGUAUCAGAAGGAAUUAUACGGCUGAUUUGGAAAUAGAAGGAGAAAGUGGGGUGGUAAGUAGGGACGAAGGGAUUAAUAGGGAUGAUAGACCUGGUAUCAUGAGAAAACAUUCCAUGAAUCACGUAGCUCGAAAACUACGACAGAGGAGUAAAUACUAUGUUCCUGUGACAGAUUGGUUACCGAAAUAUAGUUGGCAUCUACUCACUGGGGAUGCCGUUGCCGGUGUUUCAGUGGCAUGUCUGCUAAUACCCCAAGCAAUGUCAUAUGCGAAUGGUCUAGCUACAUUAUCCCCCAUAGCGGGAUUAUGGUCAGCUGCUAUACCUUCUUUGAUAUAUGGGUUACUUGGGACAUGUCGUCAACUCUCCUUAGGUCCCGAAGCAUCACUUUCACUCCUCAUAGGUCAAAUGAUACGAGAUGCAGUACACGGAGAUCCUCAUACCACCCCUGCUCAUCCUGAACUCGAAGCAGCUGCCAUCGCCCUUGUCACCACAUUUCAAACUGGAUUGAUAACUUUUGCCCUUGGUCUUUUACGUUUAGGAUUUUUAGAUGUUGUCCUCUCUCGAGCCUUGUUGAGAGGUUUCAUAACUGCUGUCGGUAUUAUCAUCUUCAUUGAACAACUCAUCCCACUUCUUGGCUUAACUUCAAUUUUGGAACAUAUGCACGAUACCCCGACACUACCACUUGCGAAACUCGCCUUUCUCCUACGUCACGUCAAAUAUGCCAAUAAAACUACCACUAUACUGAGUUUCACUUCCCUUGCCGUUCUGAUCGGUGCUAGAGUGGGGAAACAGAGGAUUAUGAAACAUCCUGGAGCGGGUUGGUUAAAGUAUGUACCUGAGAUAUUUAUUGUGGUGGUUGGAACGACCGCUUUAACGGGGAUAUUUCGAUGGGACGAAGCAGGUGUUGAUAUCCUCGGUAAAGUCAAAGGUGGAGGUGGAAUGCCAUUCGGUUGGCCUUUAGAUAAACGUAGAAUGAAGUAUUUCAACUACACGCUCCCUACGGCUUUCGUCUCUGCCGUAGUGGGAAUAGUCGACUCUGUAGUAGCUGCAAGAGAGAACGGAGCAAAGUACGGUUAUCCAGUAGCACCUAAUAGAGAACUUGUGGCUUUAGGAGCUGCCAAUUUAUCAGCUGCUUUUGUCACUGGGACUGGAUCUGUUCCGGUUUUCGGGUCAAUCACCAGAUCAAGAUUGAACGGUUCUAUUGGCGGAAGAACACAAAUGUCAAGUAUGAUAACAAGUGCAACUAUCAUUCUCAGUAUUUACUUUUUAUUACCUUAUCUGUAUUUCCUUCCUAAAUCCGUCUUGGCGGCCAUUAUCGCUCUUGUCGUUUAUGCUAUUCUGGCUGAAGCACCACACGAAAUUAUCUUUUUUUGGAAGAUGGGAGCUUGGACAGAUUUUCUACAAAUGACAGGAACUUUCUUCCUCACUUUGUUCUUCUCCAUCGAACUUGGUUUGGUAGCAAGUGUAGUUUUCUCACUCAUCCUUGUCAUUCAGAAAUCUACACAGACUCGAAUCAAGAUUAUCGGUCGAUUACCUGGGACGGACGAAUGGGUACCUGUGGAUGAAGAUGAAGCUGCGCAGGAGGAGAUACCCGGUGUGCUAGUAGUCAGGAUCCGAGAAUCUCUCUCUUUUGCCAAUACAGGUCAACUCAAAGAACGUCUUCGAAGGCUGGAAUUAUAUGGAGCAGAGAAAAGUCAUCCGUCAGAUGAACCAAGGAGAGAACAUGCCAAAGCGCUUAUAUUGCAUAUGGGUGAUGUUGAGGAUAUUGACGCCUCAGCCACUCAGAUCUUACUUGAACUCACCUCAGCGUACGUUGAACGAGGAGUUGGUGUUCAUUUUGCCCAUCUCCGAACAUCUCAGAUGCACAAGUUCGAAGUAGCUGGUAUCACCGAUCUGCUCGGUCCAACACAUUUCCAUCGAGACCUUCGAAGUGCUAUGCUUGAAAUCGAAUCUCUCGGUUAUGGAACCAGUCUCGUAUCUCGUUUCGCAUAAUGUCUUUCCCCUUUCUUCCUCAAUCAAAUCCGUUACGAUCUUCCCCAUUGGAUCCUCAAAUACGUGUCAUCGUCCUGUUGUCUCUCAUGUCGAAGAUUAAGCAAGUAUCAUACAUGCAUUGCGUACUCAUUCGGUCCCCAGGGGUCGUCAGCCCUUUCUUUCCCUGAUAGGGACGCCUUCUCCACGACGUCGCAAUCACCGGUCCUCUCCUCUGGCGUACGGCCUAUCAUCAAUCGAAGGCGGUGAAAACGUCAAUCACCGUAAUGACGAUGACUCCACUCGGUUACCGAACGAAGCCUCGGUUAGUCAGCAACAAGAUACAGGAUUGGUCAUGAAGUACAAUGGAGGAUGGAACAUCCCUUGAGAUUAUCAAGCGACGGGGAAACCGAGCAGGGGUGACAAAAUGCUUGACAAGCCGGGGAAGCCCAAUGGGGUAGGGGGUGGGAUUGGUAAAUUGGAUCAAUUUUAGCUAACAUACCACCUACCUCGCUUGAUUAAUUCGUCGUUUCCUC
Messenger RNA from Tremella mesenterica DSM 1558, 2892 nucleotides. RefSeq lists its product as uncharacterized. Gene Ontology annotation, molecular function: sulfate transmembrane transporter activity. The record is from RefSeq and is a predicted model, not a curated record. Lineage: Eukaryota; Fungi; Basidiomycota; Tremellomycetes; Tremellales; Tremellaceae. Bases 155 to 2380 code for a protein of 741 amino acids. Gene Ontology annotation, cellular component: membrane. Gene Ontology annotation, biological process: transmembrane transport. The transcript is spliced from 18 exons.